Messenger RNA from Paraphaeosphaeria sporulosa, 812 nucleotides. RefSeq lists its product as uncharacterized. The transcript has a single exon. The record is from RefSeq and is a predicted model, not a curated record. Bases 121 to 729 code for a protein of 202 amino acids. Lineage: Eukaryota; Fungi; Ascomycota; Dothideomycetes; Pleosporales; Didymosphaeriaceae.
AUGAUAUAGUAAUGACAUUCAGAUUGUUGAUCCGCAUCUUUAGAUCCUUUGGAUCAUAAUGAACGGUCGUCUGACAACUGGCAUGGAUGUGACUGUAACUUUACAUCUGGGCAGGGAGAUAUGCAGCCUGAGUUGCGAGACAUAAACACCGGGACAACUUUGUUUAGUAUAUGCUACUUCUCUUGCGUAGUUGUGAUGAUGGCUUUUCGCAAUGGGCCCGGUCCUCCUCAAUGGAGGAGGGUAACGAUGCGUUCGGUACGGCAGAGGGUGGAGACGAUGUGUACGAGACAAGAAGCUGCAUACCAAAACAGGAUGGCACGCGUCAAUUAUCUUUGUGAUGCAGAUGUUUUGGCCCCUUUUCGAUACAUUCGAGGCUUGGGAGCGGGGAUGCGGCAGGGAGCUGAUUCGCGUAUCCGUCAGACGGCUUGCUGUGCCGCAAUCCUGCAUGCAGACCGCGUAGGAUCCGUAUCCAUUUUGCUAUCAAAACGGUGUUACCGUAAUGUUGUUUUCGUGGAACAGCUUUCUCGAGCGAGUUAUGUUAGACAUUUCAGCCAACUCAUUCACCUCAUCUAUCCUCACCCACUACUUGACGUAUUUGGGUGGAAAGCCCCGGGCGGCAUGAUAGGAAAGGGAAUGCGACCUCUGGGAGCUGAACAACCGCUGGAACACCCCUGUGGAGUGGCUGGACGACCCUUGGUGUGGAUAAUUACCACCAUGUAUUGCUUUUGACCCCGGCUUCCCCUGCAUAUCUGGCCAAUAGAGCCUUUUAUCUUUUAUCUCGAAAAAGGACUUCUCUCGAAACUUACUGCGGU